This is a messenger RNA of Erinaceus europaeus (western European hedgehog), 1889 nucleotides long. RefSeq names its product mitochondrial chaperone BCS1 (gene BCS1L). The record is from RefSeq and is a predicted model, not a curated record. Gene Ontology annotation, molecular function: ATP hydrolysis activity; ATP binding. NCBI's taxonomy places the organism in Eukaryota, Metazoa, Chordata, Mammalia, Eulipotyphla, Erinaceidae. The transcript is spliced from 8 exons. Gene Ontology annotation, cellular component: mitochondrial inner membrane. The coding region runs from base 590 to 1846 and encodes 418 amino acids. Gene Ontology annotation, biological process: protein insertion into mitochondrial inner membrane from matrix; mitochondrial respiratory chain complex III assembly.
GGGAGAGGUUUCUGCGAGCCACGCUGCUGCAGGCACGAGGCUGGCGUGUCCCGGGAGUUCGGGAGGGGACUUCUGGAUGUCCAGCGUGGGCCAGGAGCGGGCGAGGCUUUGUCUAUGGCCUUCCAUGCGUAGACCUGUUGGAAUUCUGCAUCCUGCUGAGCUUCAGCGGAGGUCACCGCUGUCCAGGCACCCGCAGGCCUGGCGCAGAGCCAAGUGGCGGGGGAGGGGAGGGGAGACGACUUCACCCCUAUUCCCUCGCUGUCUUCUGAAAUCAGACCUAUGUUUAAUGGGGGGUGGGGACAGGAAAACCUAUGGAGGAAGUAGCAGGUGACAGGACUUCAGUUGGAAGGACGAAGGGAAUAUGAAUGGACAUCGCAGCCUAGAGAACGGCUUGAUGAAGUAGGAGGGAGGCUAGCCCAUAAGGGAGCUUUAGGAGCUGUGCCGUGUUGUGAAAGAACUUGAGUGUUCACCUCAUGCGGGCUUGUUUGGCGAUCCAGCCACUGCAGGCGUUGGAGUAGGGAGAGCGAGCGAUCGGAAGCAGUGUUUGAAAUUGUCUCCAAGUCUGUGAAGUUCUGUCUUUCCGUGCAAGAUGCCCCUCUCAGACUUUGUUCUGGCCCUAAAGGACAAUCCCUACUUUGGGGCUGGAUUUGGGCUGGUGGGUGUGGGCACAGCUCUGGCCCUGGCCCGGAAGGGUGUUCAGCUAGGCCUGCUGGCAUUCCGGCGCCAUUACAUGAUCACCCUGGAAGUCCCAGCCCGUGACAGGAGCUAUGGCUGGUUACUAAGCUGGCUGACACGCCACAGCAGCAGAACGCAGCACCUUAGCGUGGAGACUUCAUACCUCCAACAUGAUAGUGGGCGCAUCUCCACCAAGUUUGAGUUCAUCCCCAGCCCUGGAAAUCACUUUGUCUGGUAUCGGGGGAAGUGGAUCCGAGUGGAACGAAGCCGGGAGAUGCAGGUGAUCGAUCUGCAGACAGGCACCCCUUGGGAAUCUGUCACCCUCACCGCCCUGGGCACUGACCGCAAGAUUUUCUUCAACAUCCUGGAGGAAGCUCGGGAGCUAGCCUUGCAGCAGGAGGAAGGAAAGACAAUAAUGUACUCGGCUGUGGGCUCCGAGUGGCGCUCCUUCGGCUACCCCCGCCGCCGCCGACCUCUGACUUCUGUGGUUCUGGAACAGGGUCUGGCUGAGAGAAUCAUCAAAGACAUUCGAGAAUUCAUCGAUAACCCCAAGUGGUACACUGACAGAGGCAUUCCCUACAGACGAGGCUACCUGCUCUAUGGGCCUCCCGGCUGUGGGAAGAGCAGCUUUAUCACGGCCCUGGCCGGAGAGCUGGAGCACAGCAUCUGCCUGCUGAGCCUCACGGACUCCAGCCUCUCAGACGACAGGCUCAACCACUUGCUGAGUGUGGCCCCCCAGCAAAGUCUGGUGCUUCUGGAAGACGUGGAUGCAGCGUUUCUCAGCCGAGACUUGGCUGUGGAGAACCCCGUGAAGUACCAGGGUCUAGGUCGCCUCACCUUCAGUGGACUGCUCAAUGCCUUGGAUGGUGUGGCGUCUACUGAAGCCCGUAUUGUGUUCAUGACCACUAACUACGUUGACAGGCUGGACCCUGCCCUGAUACGCCCCGGGCGAGUAGACGUGAAGGAGUACGUGGGCUACUGCUCACACUGGCAGCUAACACAGAUGUUCCAGAGGUUCUACCCAGGACAAGCGCCAUCACUGGCAGAGAGCUUUGCAGAGCGUGUGCUCCAGGCGACCACCCAGAUCAGCCCUGCCCAGGUGCAGGGCCACUUCAUGCUCUAUAAAAACGACCCUGUGGGAGCAAUUCACAACACUGAGUCUCUGAGGUGACAGCCAGACUGUGCUCUGGGUCAAUAAACACCUGCCACACUUA